CGACGACCGCGCUUUUUCCAUCAUCCUGCGCUUAUUGCACAUAUUGGGGUAGGAAACCCGCCUUGGCCAAAACGGGGUCGAAAACCUUAUCCAAACGCUGCUGGGAAAUGGGGCAGCAGGUGGAACCUCCAAACGAUAUAUGUGUAUACGACUCUGGAACGGAAACGGACGGUUCGUCUCUAAUUUGAAAAGGCAGGAAGUCCCGACAUUCCGUUCGGCCAUUCUGUCCGUAUACCCGAAGUCCCCACCAUGCGCGUCUCGGUCGCCGCCCUCUUGGUCCUGGCCACUUCCACCGUCGUCACCUGCCAAGAAAACCCCAGGGACCGUCUCAGAAAUGCCGUGUUGAGCUCGAUCCACGAAGCCACGACUAAGGAGUCUAGGUCACUGGCAAGGAGGAGUACUCCGCUCUCAUGGACACUGGCGCUUGGGCAAACCGUGCAAUUGAAUCUGGGCACCCCGCCACAAACGUUCGAAUCUCUUGUCGACACAGGCUCACCAGACACCUUCGUCCUCGGCGACCAAUGCAUGUCCUUCGCCUGUUUAACCGGCCAGCAAUUCAACGCCCCAAGAAGCUCGACCUUCCGGCCCACUACUGCGGCCGUGCAGCUCCACUACGCCGAUGACACAAACGUCACGGGUAUAGCUGCCCAGGACGUACUUACUCUGGACGGCCAGACGCUGUCAAAUUUCACAUUUGCCUAUAUCCAGCACUACGAGCAGGAGAAUACAGUAGUAGCGACCCACUCGGCGUUACUCGGGAUGAGUUUUCCGCUUAAAGGCCUAAUGCCCGGGUCGCCGUCCAUCAAACCCCUAGGUUCCUCCACCGUUCAACAGCUUCUGGGAUCCAACAUCACCCGCUUCAGCUUCCUCCCCAGCUUCAGCGGCGCAAGAAAGGGCCGAUUAACCCUCAACAACACAGACUUCGGCACCGACGUAAACACCUCCGCCGGCACCCAAUGGAUCAACCUCACCGCCCCAGUUGACACAGUGUACGAAGCGUUCUGGGCGCCUAAAUGCAAAUCCAUCACCAUCGCCGGCGCCACAUCCCCAGCACAACCCUUAAACGACCUCCCCAUCCUCCUCGACACCGGAACAACAUUCACCAUCCUCCCCGGCCCAAUCGUCACCUACCUCGGCACAACCCUCGGCGGCGAGCUCGCCAAGUUCCCGUCCGCCGAGGCGCCCAUCGUCUAUAAAAUUGCCUGUGCGAAGGCCGCGACUAUGCCGAAUGUGGUUUUGGAGUUGAACGGCGUGAAGGUGUCUGUGCCUGCGACGGCGUAUGUUCAGAACUCGUUCUUUUCGGACGGGUGUAUUAUUGGGUUUGUGGGGACGCAGGGGGCGUUGGGUGGGAGCAUGGGGUUGGUUGGGAUGAAUGUGUUGAGGGCAUUCUACACAACAUGGGACUUCUCCGCCCGCAGCGUCGGUUUCACGCCAUUAGCCGACGUGCCCGUGCCGAAAGGCACAAUCAUCGAAUCAGCGGCGUCCACAUAUACAUCCUCGUCCUUCGCCAGUAUCGCCAGCAUCGCCGUCGCGUCUGCGCUGGUCAUGGCGUGGUAGUAUGGCGUGCGCCUUCCAUCUUCACAUUCUUGUAUAUAGCACAUCUUAUGCAUUAUCCCCUCAUUUAGACUCCCCCGCUUAACGCAGCUAAUUCGUGGCUUAGCAGACACAAUGGCGUAUGGGUGGAAUAGAAAUAGAACCUUUUACCUCGCACGGCGUUUUACUUGGCCAAUCCAUUCGUCU
Molecule: messenger RNA, 1740 nt
Organism: Fimicolochytrium jonesii
Lineage: Eukaryota; Fungi; Chytridiomycota; Chytridiomycetes; Spizellomycetales; Powellomycetaceae
Product: aspartic peptidase domain-containing protein
Exons: 4
Coding region: 250-1557 (435 amino acids)
Biological process (GO): proteolysis
Molecular function (GO): aspartic-type endopeptidase activity
Source: RefSeq, a predicted model, not a curated record